Molecule: messenger RNA, 2055 nt
Organism: Salvelinus namaycush (lake trout)
Lineage: Eukaryota; Metazoa; Chordata; Actinopteri; Salmoniformes; Salmonidae
Product: E3 ubiquitin-protein ligase TRIM39-like
Exons: 3
Coding region: 265-1890 (541 amino acids)
Molecular function (GO): protein binding; zinc ion binding
Source: RefSeq, a predicted model, not a curated record
AGACAAUGGUAUGCUGGCACCUGAGAGAACUCAGCCAUGUAAGGGGUUAACUGCUCCAGGAAGAACAAGGUGCAUAGCUGUAUUGGGUGGGGAGAAGCAUUUCAACGUUCCUUGCAGAAAUUAAACUAAAGUACUGUAUACAGUGUAUUGGGUACGGUACCACACUCUCAGGUUAUUCAUAAAUAUCUAUUAAAUACGUACACACUGAGUCUAUUAUCUCACAGAAAGGACAAAGAUAUUAAAUGACCACAAACACAUAAAGAUAUGGCUACCUCCAAUCCCAUGUCUGAAGAGCAGUUCCUGUGUUCUAUCUGUCUGGAUGUAUUCACUGAGCCGGUCACAACUUCAUGUGGACACAACUUCUGCAGGACCUGUAUCAGCGGAUACUGGAAAACCAUUGACCUGUGCCAGUGUCCAAUAUGUACGCAUAAGUUCCACACGAGACCAGACCUUCGAGUCAAUACAUUCAUUGUUGAGAUGGCUGCUCAGUUCAGGAAGAAAGCUACCAGCAGCCCAGACCAAUGCCCUGCAAAACCUGGAGAAGUGUCCUGUGAUGUCUGCACUGAGACGAAGCUCAAGGCACUGAAGUCCUGCCUGGUGUGUCUGACUUCUUACUGUGAGACUCACCUGGAGCCUCAUCAGAGAGUCGCAGCCUUAAGGAGACACAAGCUGAUCAACCCUGUUGAUAACCUGGAAGACAGAAUAUGCAAGACACACGAGAGACUCCUGGAGUUGUUCUGUAGGAAUGACCAGAUGUGUGUUUGUGUCUUGUGCAUAAAAACAGACCACAAGACUCACCAUACUGUCCCUCUAGAGGAAGAGUUUGGAGAGAGGAAGGGUAAAUUAGAAAAAACACACGCAAAAGUGCAACAGCAAAUCCAGGAGAAACUAGAGAAGGUUCAGGAGAUCAAACACUCAGUAGAUCUCAGCAAGAGAAACUCAGAGAGAAAGAUCACAGACAGCGCUCAGGUCUUCACUGCUCUGAUGCGCUCCAUUGAAAAGAACGUGGCUGAUCUCAUUGAGGUGAUUGAGAAGAAGCAGGAAGCAGCAGAGAGGCAGGCUGAAGAACUCAUUAAAGAGCUGGAGCAGGAAAUCACUGAGCUAAAGAGGAGAAGCACUGACCUGGAGCAGGUCUCACACACUGAGGACCACCUCCAUCUAGUCCAGAGCUUUCCAUCCUUAUGCACCCCUCCGCCCACCAAGGACUGGUCUGAGAUCAGUGUUCACAGUGAUCUCUGUGUGAUGAGUUUGAAGAGAGUGGUGUUUCAGCUGGAAGAGACACUGAAUAAAGAGAUUGAGAAGCUGCCUGAAAUCAAACUGAAGAGGAUUCAGCAGUAUGCAGUGGAUGUGACUCUGGACCCUGAUACAGCACAACGUGAACUCAUCCUGUCUGAGGAUCGGAAAGAAGUAAGAUAUGGAGACACACGACAGAAUCUCCCUAAUAACCCAAAGAGGUUUGAUCCUGUCCUUAUUGUCUUAGGAAAGGAGGGAUUCUCCUCAGGGAGAUUUUACUAUGAGGUGACUGUUACAGGGAAGACUGGGUGGAGUUUAGGAGUGGCCAGAGAGUCCAUAAACAGGAAGGGGAAUAUCACACUGUCCCCCGAUAGUGGAUGCUGGGCUGUGGUCCUGACACAUAGGAGUAAGUACGCAGCUUGUGCCCCCAUCUUUACCCCCCUCUACCUGAGAGAGAAGCCCCAGAAGGUGGGGGUAUUUGUUGAUUAUGAGGAGGGGCAGGUCUCCUUUUAUGAUGUGGAGGCCAGAUCUCAUAUCUACUCUUUCAAUGGCUGCAUCUUCACUGAGAAACUAUAUCCAUGCUUCAACCCUAGUGUUAAUCAUGAUGGUAAAAACUCUGCCCCUCUGAUCAUUUCUCCUGUCAACCACACAGACUGAGUUUGAACCUGAAAGUAAGUGACCUGUAAAAUAAGUACCUCAAAUUAGAGUUCUCUUUUAUGAAUCUCCAGGGAGAAUAUUUCACUGUAGAGUAUUACUGAUGUGCUUGUUGUUUGUUAUAGUAGUAGUCCAUCUGUCAGUCUGUUAGACAUGAUGAGUGCAGAA